This is a messenger RNA of Pogona vitticeps (central bearded dragon), 3207 nucleotides long. It is a transcript of the gene GFPT2, whose product is annotated as glutamine--fructose-6-phosphate transaminase 2. Gene Ontology annotation, molecular function: carbohydrate derivative binding; L-glutamine:D-fructose-6-phosphate transaminase (isomerizing) activity. The record is from RefSeq and is a predicted model, not a curated record. Gene Ontology annotation, biological process: carbohydrate derivative biosynthetic process; fructose 6-phosphate metabolic process; protein N-linked glycosylation. Lineage: Eukaryota; Metazoa; Chordata; Lepidosauria; Squamata; Agamidae.
GAACCAGCCCAGGCGGGCAGGGAAGGGGGAAGAAACGGGCGGUCCAGGCCAGGCCACGUUAGAAGAAGGGGCGGGGGCGGCGGCGGAGUAAAAAGAGGAGGCGACGGCUCGUAGUUUCCCCGGCCGAGGCUUCCCGGCGAGAGAGGAGCGCGGUGUGGUGGGAGCCGACGGGGGAUCAGCCAUGUGCGGAAUCUUUGCUUAUUUGAACUACAGAGUGCCCCGGACCAGAAAGGAAAUAUUUGAAACUCUCAUAAAAGGACUACAAAGAUUAGAAUACAGGGGAUAUGACUCUGCAGGUGUUGCAGUCGAUGGGAAUAAUAUUGAAGAUAAAGAAAGGAACAUUAAGUUAGUAAAGAAAAGAGGGAAAGUAAAGGCUCUUGAUGAGGAGUUGCAAAAACAAGAUGGUUUAGACCUAAAGGCAGAUUUUGAGACUCAUUUUGGCAUUGCUCACACCCGCUGGGCAACCCACGGAGCACCAAAUGCAGUGAACAGUCAUCCUCAACGGUCCGAUAAAACUAAUGAAUUUGUUGUUAUUCAUAAUGGAAUCAUAACAAACUACAAAGACCUCAGAAAGUUUCUGGAGACCAAAGGAUAUGUAUUUGAAUCAGAAACAGACACUGAAACUAUUCCAAAGUUAAUCAAGUAUGUGUAUGAUAACAGAGAUACUGAAGACAUGAGUUUUUCUGCCUUGGUUGAGAGAGUUAUUCAGCAGCUGGAAGGGGCUUUUGCAUUGGUUUUCAAAAGUGUUCAUUAUCCAGGGGAAGCUGUUGCUACCAGGAGGGGGAGUCCUCUGCUCAUUGGAGUUCGUAGUGAAUCAAAGUUAUCCACUGAAGAAAUUCCUAUUUUGUACAGAACAUGUAACAUUGAAAAUGUAAAGAAUAUGUGCAAAACGCGAAUGAAGAGACUGGACAGUUCCACCUGCCUUCAUGCUGUUGGAGAUAAAGCAGUUGAAUUUUUCUUUGCUUCAGAUGCAAGCGCCAUAAUUGAACACACCAACAGAGUCAUUUUUCUAGAAGACGAUGACAUUGCAGCCGUGGCUGAGGGGAAGCUUUCAAUUCACAGGUUAGAACGCUCAGCCAGCGACGACCCCUCUCGAGCCAUCCAGACCUUGCAAAUGGAGCUGCAACAAAUCAUGAAAGGGAAUUUCAGUGCUUUUAUGCAGAAGGAGAUAUUUGAACAACCAGAAUCUGUUUUCAAUACCAUGAGAGGAAGAGUGAACUUUGAGACCGACACAGUUCUUUUAGGUGGCUUGAAAGAUCACUUGAAAGAAAUUAGGAGAUGCAGACGAUUGAUAUUAAUUGGUUGCGGAACCAGUUAUCAUGCUGCAGUGGCUACUCGUCAAGUGUUAGAAGAAUUGACCGAGCUGCCUGUGAUGGUGGAGCUUGCCAGUGACUUUCUGGACCGGAAUACUCCAGUAUUUCGAGAUGAUGUGUGCUUUUUUAUUAGCCAGUCAGGGGAAACUGCAGAUACACUGAUGGCUUUGCAGUACUGUAAGAAUCGUCGUGCUUUGACAGUUGGCAUUACAAACACUGUUGGAAGCUCAAUCUCUAGGGACACAGACUGUGGAGUACAUAUCAAUGCAGGACCUGAGAUUGGAGUGGCAAGCACGAAGGCUUACACCAGCCAGUUCAUCUCUCUUGUAAUGUUUGGCUUGAUGAUGUCAGAAGACAGAAUUUCAUUGCAAAACAGGAGACAAGAAAUAAUCAAUGGGCUAAAGUCCUUACCUGAGAUGAUUAAAGAAGUACUGUCCUUGGAUGAGAAGAUACAUGAUCUGGCACUUGAACUAUAUAAACAGCGAUCACUUCUGGUUAUGGGCCGUGGCUACAAUUAUGCCACUUGCUUGGAAGGAGCAUUGAAAAUCAAAGAAAUUACAUAUAUGCACUCAGAAGGGAUCCUGGCUGGGGAGCUGAAGCAUGGCCCUUUGGCACUUAUAGAUAAACAAAUGCCAGUUAUCAUGGUUAUUAUGAAGGAUCCCUGCUUUACAAAAUGCCAGAAUGCUCUACAGCAAGUUAUCGCUCGCCAGGGUCGCCCUGUUAUUUUAUGUUCUAGAGAAGAUACUGAGAGCUCCAAAUUUGCUUACAAAACUAUUGAGCUGCCACAGACUGUGGACUGUCUGCAAGGAGUUUUGAGUGUUAUCCCUCUCCAGCUGCUUUCAUUCCACCUGGCUGUUCUCAGAGGAUAUGAUGUGGAUUUUCCAAGAAAUUUGGCCAAGUCUGUGACUGUGGAAUAAACAUUAUACCAUAUUAUUGGCACCAGUAAUCUCAAAUUAUAUUUGUCAAAAAGUCUUAUUCAAAAUACAGUGUCUUUGCAAAGCACAUCAUUAUGAAGCAUAAUUCUGUUUCAGUAGAAUUUUUUAUGAUGGAAACCUUGAGCCAGUACAAUGGAUGUACAUCUGACCAGAAAAUAUUUGAAAAACGUUAAAUUUUGUAAAGGUUUGCUUAAUGUGCCUUUAAAUAUUUGUUACAUGCCUUGCACCUAAGUGCUCUUGCUUAUAGCAUACAGUAUUAGGGAAAUAACAAAAUUGCCAAAGAAUGGAAGGAAAUCAUUGUUUACAUAUAGUUAAUGAAUGGUGUUUUCUAUGACAGUGCAAUAUAUAUGUGUAUAGCUUUUUCUGACUUACUGUGAAUAAAUCAACACUAUACAUGCAGCCCAAUUCUAUACAUGUAGAUAAAGGAUUUACUCCCAGGUACAUGUGCAUAGGACUGCUGCCUUAUUUUUUAAUACAUAGUAUUUAUAUAUACACAAGUGUAUAGCUUUUAAGUUAUUUUUCAGCAUAUUUGGUUUAUAGUCGUAGUAAUGCCUAGGAUUUUCAUGUGGGUUCAUCAAGAUUUUACUAAUUAUGUACAAUACCUUUUAAAUUUUAUAUUUUUAAGUAUAAUGAAUUGUAUUUCCAGUCAUUUCCCACAUUCCCCCUACUAUAAUGUGAUUGAGAAAAGUUCUUGUUAUCUCUCCACACAUCUUUCCAUCCAUAUUGCAUUUAGCAACCUUUCAGUACUUUGGCACUGUCAGAAAUGAAGUUUGUCAAACAUUCAUACUGUGUUAUUUUCCCUCUUAGUUAUCUUUAUCAAAAAUGCCAUUUUACUUCAGCCAAUUUUCAUCUUCUUGAACGUUAUUUAACCCUAUAAGGCAAUUGGAUAUUGUGUAUGCUCAGUGUUUUUGUACUACAGCCAAGAUGCUAUGCAAUUAAAGAAAAUUAUUGAUUGCAAA